AUGGGUGGCUGUGGCUUCUUAGGCGGAUGUCUUCCAACAAUAUCCCUUCCAUCAAUCUCUUUCGGAUGUGGUCGUUUCUGUCGUCGAGCUAAAGGAGCAAAAACAAUCUCUGGAGAAGACAUUCAACAAUUACCUGGUGAUGAAAUACAAGAGGAACCAGAUGUGAUGUUCCAAAAGUGCUGUCAGGAGGCGAGAAUUCCUGGGGCUUGUCUCAACAAAUGCUCCUUUAGAACGUAUACAAAAGAAGCGUUAACAUCAAUGUUCUUCAAGACAGACUCUUGCCCCGUUGAGGCUGCCAUUGACAUUCAUAGAUGUGCCGCUCAAUUGAACGAUCAUCGUGAAUGUUGUUCUCUUCAAGGAAUCGAGAAAACCCUUGCUGGGCCAAAGUGUCAAAUCUUUUGUGAUCUCAGACCGACUCCAAAUGCGACCCGUCUCGAUCCAUCGUAUCUCCCAUGUCUAGAACGUUUUGAGAAUAUCAAAUCGUGCUUCUGGAAUGACGCAAAUCGGCGACAUUUGGAUUACAUGCAAAAAGCUCAUCAAGAAGGCUCGAUUGAUGGAGAGGGAAUGGAAAUUGAGGAAUUUGAAGCCGAAGCCCCACAUCCAUUCUAUCAAUCACCGGCUGAGGGUUUAGCGAUCAAAAGAGUUGUUGUUACAGGAGAUGAUCGGGAAAAGGACUCAAGUCACGAGGUGGACGAGGAUGAUAUUGAGGUACAAAUGAGACGCUUGAAUCGAAAUGAGAACCGCGUGAAUGUGGGAGAUUCACCGAAAAAGCAGCAAUCAAUCGAUCAACACCUUCAGCCAAAUAAUGGAAAUCCCUUCAAUAAACCUUCACCGAGUGAUCGAUCCGGAAAACCCUGGUACAUGUAUGAAGAAAAA
Molecule: messenger RNA, 876 nt
Organism: Mesorhabditis belari
Lineage: Eukaryota; Metazoa; Nematoda; Chromadorea; Rhabditida; Rhabditidae
Source: the annotation of a GenBank genome assembly